GAGAGGCAACCUCCUGCCUGCCUCUGGUCCCACUCCUGGAGGGACUGUAGGGCCCCAGUCUUCAGUGUCCAAGGGCCAUGACAGGGGCCGCUGGAGGCCACUGCUCCAGCCCCCCAUGGGAAGCCGAGGCCUCGGGAGACAUAGGGCCUAGCCCAAGACAGAGCCCACAUCUCCCACCGGCCAGUCCAUUGCUGUCCUGCACGGACUCGGCAGGUUUCUUCUGGCUCCCUGGGGCCAGAGGAGGGGGAGCUGGGACCCGGCCCAUGGAAGCGAGAGGGCCAAGGACCACAGGGGCCAUGGGAGCUCAGGAUGGAAGGGCCAGUGUAGGGGGAAGGCUUCCUGGAAGAGGAGAGUGUUUUACAUAGCCUAAAGGUGGGGCAGAAUUUGACUAGUCAGCGGAGUGAGGAAGAAAGUUCCAGCCGGCUGGAGAGUGACACAGGCAGAGACUCGGGCGGAAAUUCCCAAGGAGCCACUGGAGGAGGGAGAGCCCAGGGCCUGCUGGAGUCAAUCCAUAAGCCUUCCCGGACAGGCCAGACAGUAGGAGCCCGCCUCCGGGGGCUGCGAUGGGACAGGAGCCAUGAAUGGUGCCGCCCCCGGCCCCGCCGCCGCCGCCGCCCCGGUCCCGGACUGGCGGCAGUUCUGUGAACUGCACGCGCAGGCGGCCGCCGUGGAUUUCGCGCACAAGUUCUGCCGUUUCCUGCGGGACAACCCGGCCUACGACACGCCCGACGCCGGGGCCUCCUUCUCCCGCCACUUUGCCGCCAACUUCCUGGACGUGUUCAGCGAGGAGGUGCGCCGCGUGCUGGUGGCCGGGCCGGCGCCCCGGGGAGCGGCCGAGCCCCCAGACGCCAUGGAGCCCGAGCCCUCGGGGACCCCGGCGCUCAAAGCCGCGCCCUACGGCCACUCGCGGAGCUCCGAGGACGUGUCGGCGCACGCGGCGGCCAAGGCCCGCGUCCGCAAGGGCUUCUCGUUGCGCAAUAUGAGCCUGUGCGUGGUGGACGGCGUGCGCGACAUGUGGCACCGGCGCUCCUCGCCCGAGCCCGACGCCGCCCCGCGGGCCGCCGAGCCCCCAGCCGAGCCGCGCGACAAGUGGACGCGGCGCCUGCGGCUGUCGCGGACGCUAGCGGCCAAGGUGGAGCUGCUGGACAUCCAGCGCGAGGGCGCGCUGCGCUUCAUGGUGGCCGACGACGCGGCCGCGGGUCCCGGGGGCGUCGCCCAGUGGCAGAAGUGUCGCCUGCUCCUGCGCAGGGCCGUGGCAGGCGAGCGCUUCCGCCUAGAGUUCUUCGUGCCGCCCAAGGCCUCCAGGCCCAAAGUCAGCAUCCCUCUGUCGGCCAUCAUUGAGGUCCGCACCACCAUGCCCCUGGAGAUGCCGGAGAAGGACAACACGUUCGUGCUCAAGGUGGAGAACGGAGCAGAGUACAUCCUGGAGACCAUCGACUCCCUGCAGAAGCACUCGUGGGUAGCUGACAUCCAGGGCUGUGUGGACCCUGGGGACAGCGAGGAAGAUGCCGAUCUCCCCUGUGCCCGGGGAAGCUGUCUGGCCAGCCGUGUGGCCUCUUGCAGCUGUGAGCUCCUGACGGAUGCAGCGGACCUGCCCCGGCCCCUAGAGACAACGGCAGCCGUGGUGACAGCCCCACACAGCCGAGCUCGAGAUGCCGUCGGGGAGUCCCUGGUCCAUGUCCCACUGGAGACCUUCCUGGAGACCCUGGAGUCCCCAGGUGGCAGCGGCAGUGACAGCAAUAACACAGUGGAGGACGGAGCAGAGCCGGAGCCCGAGGCUGAGCCCGAGCUGGAGCUCUCUGACUACCCCUGGUUCCACGGGACACUGUCACGGGUCAAGGCAGCUCAGCUGGUUCUGGCAGGCGGGCCCCGGAGCCACGGCCUCUUCGUGAUCCGCCAGAGUGAGACUCGGCCUGGCGAGUACGUGCUGACCUUCAACUUCCAGGGCAAGGCCAAGCACCUGCGCCUGUCCUUGAACGGCCACGGGCAGUGCCAUGUGCAGCACCUGUGGUUCCAGUCUGUGCUCGACAUGCUCCGCCACUUCCACACCCACCCCAUCCCGCUGGAGUCCGGGGGCUCUGCAGACAUCACCCUUCGCAGCUAUGUGCGGGCCCAGGACCCCCCACCUGACCCGGGGCCCUCGCCCAGCGCCGCGCCCGCGCCCCCCACCUGCUGGAGCGAGCCGGCCGGCCAGCACUACUUCUCCAGCCUCGCCGCGGCUGCCUGCCCGCCCGCCUCGCCCUCGGAGGCCGGCGGCGCCUCGUCCUCAUCCGCCUCGUCGUCCUCGGCAGCGUCUGUGCCCGGCGCCUCGCGCCCGGUCGAGGGCCCGCUGAGCGCGCGCAGCCGCAGCAACAGCGCCGAGCGCCUGCUGGAGGCGGCGGGCGGGGGCGCCGACGAGCCCCCAGAGACCGGGCCGGGAGAGGGCGCCCGGGGCCGCACGCGCGCGGUCGAGAACCAGUACUCCUUCUACUAGGCCGGCGCGGGCGGCGCCAAGGCCCUGGGGCCACCCGGACCCGCCCGGCCGCGGGGCGAUGGCCCACGUGGCCGUCCGUCCCACGGACCCUGCCGGCCCCCGCCCGGCGCUGGGUGGGAAAA
This is a messenger RNA of Globicephala melas (long-finned pilot whale), 2595 nucleotides long. It is a transcript of the gene SH2B2, whose product is annotated as SH2B adaptor protein 2. Gene Ontology annotation, molecular function: transmembrane receptor protein tyrosine kinase adaptor activity. NCBI's taxonomy places the organism in Eukaryota, Metazoa, Chordata, Mammalia, Artiodactyla, Delphinidae. The record is from RefSeq and is a predicted model, not a curated record. Gene Ontology annotation, cellular component: plasma membrane. Gene Ontology annotation, biological process: intracellular signal transduction; antigen receptor-mediated signaling pathway.